This is a messenger RNA of Aspergillus nidulans FGSC A4, 7728 nucleotides long. Its product is annotated as putative cell morphogenesis protein (PAG1). Gene Ontology annotation, biological process: cell morphogenesis. The record is from RefSeq and is a predicted model, not a curated record. Lineage: Eukaryota; Fungi; Ascomycota; Eurotiomycetes; Eurotiales; Aspergillaceae. Bases 1 to 7728 code for a protein of 2575 amino acids. The transcript is spliced from 4 exons.
AUGCCCCUCGUUCCCGAUGACCCAGCCUCGACGUCGCACCAUAAUCUCUCAUCUCCACCAGAGCGCCUAGUUACAAGGAGUACUCCAUCUUCCACUGUUCAUAGUCGGGAAACCUCCGCCGUUAGAGGAAGGGCGCUUGAUCCCUCCGCGCUAGCCCCUGCCACCCUCCAGCCUCAGAGUCGACGCCGCGGUCAGUCCCAUUCCAAGAGCCCUGAAACAGCAUCUGUGCGCCCGAGUCCUGGAAACGAUGCCCCGCUGGAGCGCAGGCCAUCGAACUCGUACGGGCACCACCGGCAGACCUCGAUCGUCCAUGGAAUCCAGCACUCCCGAAAUCCCAGCUUCGCCGCGUCGACCACGUCAACGAGUCCUUUGAGCCCCGAACUCAUUGCGAGUCUUAGCCGCAGCGGCGGCGCUGAGCAGGAAAUGGCUGGACUUGGGAGGCUGGAAUACUCUGACAUGCACUCAAACCAUCAAAGCUCUUCAACGAACGGGACGGCGAACCACAAUACACAGGGAAUGCUGAGCACGAUUGAAGACCGGGAUACCGACGAUGUGUCAGAAGGGGCUAGUCCGUUGAGUGUAGCUCACAGAAGGAUGAACUCUACCGGAAAGCCGUGGCGAGAGCGUUCCCACAGUCGUUCGCACUCCAGACACGCGCAGGCAGAGUCGAAGACUGUUGGUGAAUACGCACUGCAUCAUCUGUUCAAUUCUUUUGUCGGUCAAGCGGACAAUAAGAUAAACCAGGCUAUCAUGAAACUGGGCGAAUCGGAUACUCCAGUGGAGGAUGUUUGCGGCCCAGGAACGGACUCGAAGUUCGAUCAAUUGAUUUCAGCACUGGGUCAUAUUGCUCGCCAAAAACCCAAGCCACUGAUUGAUACGAUCAUGCUUUGGAGGAAAGCCAAAGGUGAUGCUGUCCUUGGAGCUAAACAAGCGGCCAGUCAAUCAAAAUCGCCCGCUGAGAAUGGCUUAAUGAUGCGGCGAAAUACGGAGCCGAGCCAGGCGGCUGGCGAUUCAGGCCAUUCACCGAAUUCGCUCCUUUCCCGGCACGAUGAUAUUGUUUUGACCGAGCGACGAGCGACCGUUUCGGUUUAUCUAGUGUGCAGGGUUUUGAUAGAAAUAUUCAAUCAGAGCAGUCUCGAAUCUAUAACAGUCGACAUGGCGGACCGGCUAGAAGACAUAGUGUUCGGCCAACUGAAGACAGUUGACCCCGACCAGAUUACUGCCUCGCCACUCCGGAUGGCUAACUGGAGAAUCUACUCACAGCUGCUUGGUAUCAUGAGCGAAGAGAAAUUCACAAGCGUUACGACUAGGUUUUUAACGGAGCUUGAGAAAUAUCAGAAGGAAGAAAGUUUACGAGGACCAUCUAAGGAGGGAGAUGCCAGAACAGAGCUUUUGAUUUCGGGCUUGAAGCACGUCCGCAUCAGGACGAGCCCUGAGAAAUGGCCGAAAUCGUGCGAUUUCAUGAGGUCGUUGGCCCGCUUAUUUGUCAACGCUCAUGGCCAGCGCAUCAAGCAGGCGUAUUGCAGUAUAUUCGAGAAACUGCUUCUUCCGGUAGCAGCCAACCCGAACUGCGAUCUGACACUUCCCAAGUGGAAGGAGUUUCUCGACUUGGUACACUCACGUCUUCCGCAUAUGUUGACCAAACCCAGGCAUUGGCCUGCAGCUUUUCCACUCCAUGUUUUACUUCUCUGUUUAUCGUCCAAGGAGAACUUCUCUUCUCAAUGGCUGUCAAUCAUCCAAUCCCUUCCCGCUAAACUCAAAGAUCGACCUACAAGAGGACCAGCUCUUCAGGCGAUGUGUCGCUUGGUGUGGACCUACUUCUUCCGUUAUUCAGAUUCUCCCACCGUGACCCUCCGCAAGAUCGAUGAGGUAGUCAAGGUAGCACUGCCGGCAGGGAAGAGGACAUACCUCAGUACCGACCCAUUAGUGGCUGAGCCUUUGGUUCAGUUGAUACGAAUGAUUGGGUUUAAGCAUCCUGAUGUUUGUUUCCGAACCAUCAUUUUUCCUUUGAUCAAUUCGGACUACUUCUUGUCCCCUGGAAGGGACAUAAAAAUCGAGCAAAUGGAACCAGAGAAGAUGGUGAUUGGUAUCCAGUCAUUCCUUGCAAUCAUUGCGGACCUGGAGAACUGUGACCAGCUAUGCCCCCCUGUUCCUACCGGCUCGAUCCCCAACCCGUUUACCGACCCUACUGAUACAACGUCCCUGUUUCGACCGCAGAACCCUAUAGACCCGAAGCUUCCCGGUACCACUGACGCGGGUCAAAAUUCGCCCUGUCCUGUUAAUACCGCACGACUCAGCGAUAACAUCAAGGCUCAUUAUUUCCGCUUCUGCGAGAUAUUGGGUAAGAUCACACUACUGUGCGAUAAUACUUUUGGUGGCCAAGCUGCCUUGGAUGAAAAGUUCGGUGGAAGUACGCCCAAGACGCCUAUUACAGAAGCUUUCAGUUUUGGGCGACGAGAUGAUCAUCUCAACGCCUUGGACCAGAGGCAAGGAUUUUAUGACCUGCUUCAUGUGGCCGUUCAAGCACUUCCCCGUUGCUUAUCUGACCACACACCAUUUAAUUCACUGAUCAAUUUGUUGUGUACAGGCACUGCUCAUGUUCAGCCUCACCUUGCCUUUUCUUCUGCUGAGUCCCUGAAAGCGAUUGCGCGCCAGUCUCAUGCACAGCAAGUCACGAUGGGAUUCGCUAGAUUCAUCUUCAACUUUGAUGCCAGAUAUUCUACAAUGUCCGACGAAGGGAUGCUUGGACCGGGCCACAUCGAGUCGACUCUGAGACUCUAUGUUGAGCUAUUACAAAUCUGGAUUGAGGAAAUCAAGCAGAAAACUAAGGGUACUAUUGCGGAUUCAGGUGAAAUGAACGGCACAGUAAGCCGCGCGCUACACCUUGAUCUGUCCAGCGUUUUAGCGCAAGUCGAGGAAGUCGAAUCUCACGGCUUAUUCUUCUUAUGCUCUCAGUCACGGGUGGUGCGAUCCUUCGCUAUUACUGUGCUUCGACUUAUAACAGAGUUUGACAGUGCUCUCGGCAAAGAGAACACCAGAAUAAUCAGGAUACUUGAGGCUGACUCUCAGCAAAUUCUGGAUGUCAACGACGAGCAUCUAACGGUCGCCGAAAGGAGCCGUAUUCAAAAAGGAAAACGACGGAGUGCCUCCCAAAAUACUCUAAUAGAGCUUUGCAGCAGCGAGGUUUCAUACGAUUCGACUUUAUGGUCUAAGGUGUUUCCCAACAUUAUCCGCAUAAGUUUUGAGACUUGCCCUUUCGCUGUCACACUAGGGCGGGAAAUUGUCUGCGCAAGGCUCGUUCAGAUGCACAAAGCUAUCACCGCCUUGGCAGAAUCUCCGCAGCACCCUCAGUAUCCUCCCAUCGACCCUGCGCAAGCUCGCUUGCUGGCUAGGAAUAACACGACUGCGGAAAUCAUGAUUGAACAGUGGAAAUCAUACUUGGUUAUGGCUUGUACAACACUCAAUAGCGUUGGUGCACAGUCCCAAAGUCAACUGGCCAACGCCCAGCAUACCAGGAAAUCAUCAAAGGGGUCACAGUCGUUCGACAAGAUCGGGUCCGCUAGAAGCCUCUUUGCGUUUGUGAUACCGUUGCUUUCCGCCGAACGUGCGUCCAUUAGGAAUGCAAUAGUGGUUGCUUUGGGAUCCAUCAAUAAAUACCUUUAUCGAAUACUCCUCGAGUCGCUGCAGUACGCUGUUACGACUUGCAAUGAAGAAGCCAAGAUUCGAAUUGGGACACAUCAUCGAACACCAAGUAGCCCCCGACGAAGCCGAAAGACGGACAGGUUACGAACAGAGGUAACGCAUGUGUACAAACUAACGUCUAAAUUUCUGAAGGAACCCGAAGUCUACAAUGAUGACUGGAUCGUUAACAAUCUCGUGACCUAUGCCAAGGACCUACGAAUAUUCCUCAGCGACGCGGGUGUUCAAAACGAUUGGGAAUUUCAAAGCUUGCGCUUCCACUAUUGUGGACUAAUGGAAGAACUGUUCGAGGGUGUCAACCGUACGAAAGACCCGUCACGGUGGAUUCCGUUUGAGGCACGCAAAUCUUCCUUUUCCCUGAUGGAAGACUGGUGCGGUUAUUCCCCGAACCAAGCUCAAAUCUCCCAACGGGAGGAGCAUAUGCGGAAGCUUGCCAUUGCUCAGCGUCAGGAGGCAGGCGGGGAACUACGAGGUGCCACUGCAGCCACAGAAAUUGAGAAGCGAAACCUCAGGGCAGCCGCUCUUGGUGCAAUGGCAUCCCUUUGUGCGGGCCCAAUAAGUAUUACUACAGAGAGCGGCUCAGUGCUCCAAUUUGAUGUCGGACGGAUGCUGUCAUGGAUUGAGAUCAUCUUCAACACUGUCAGUGAUAAAUGGCAUGCAAUCGGUCGACGUGCGCUGAAAAAUUUGAUCCUCCACAACAAAGAACACACUUACCUGCUGGAGCGGUCGGUUGAGAUGUGCUAUGUGACAGAGCGGCCCAAGUCCCUUGAGAGCUACUUUGAAGUAGUUACCGAGAUUUUGAUUGAACACACCGACUAUCCGUUGGGCUUCUGGAGAAUUCUGGGCGCUGUCCUAGUCACUCUGGGCAGCCCUAAGCGAGAAAUCAGAAUGAAAUCGGCCAAGCUCCUUCGAAUCCUUGAGGAGCGUGAGCAGAAGAACUCCCGGUUACAAGAUUUUGAUAUUAGUAUAUCCGACAAGACAACCGCGGUCUACAAGCUGGCCCAGUUCGAAACAUCGAAACGUCUUGCCCAGCAGCAUGCUGACCUGGCAUUUACACUCUUCUCAGAGUUUUCCCAGCAUUUCAAGAACUUGCGGCCUGACAGUCAGCGAAACUUGGUGGCGGCAAUUCUCCCUUGGGUACAGACAAUGGAACUGCAGGUUGAUCCCAACGGUGGCCCCACAGCCAAGUCCUACAUGCUCCUUGCCAACCUCUUCGAGAUUACCAUCCGGUCAAGUACGAUACUCCCGAAUGAGGUCCAAGCUUUAUGGCAGGCGCUUGCCACAGGGCCUCAUGGAGGAAAUGUGCAGUUGGUGCUGGACUUCGUUAUCAGCCUAUGCCUCGAACGUAAAGAACAAAACUUUGUGGAGUAUGCGAAGCAAGUGGUUGUAUUUCUGUCAGGGACGCCUGCAGGUUCGAAGGUGAUCGAGUUCUUUUUGAUGCAAGUUGGUCCCAAGAACAUGGUCCAUGAACGAAAAGACAUUACGCCGGCACCGCUAGACGUGAAGAGUUUACCAUACGUUGCGGACCUCGCAACUGUGCUCCCUGUUGGUAACAAGCAAGCCGGGUUGUCCCUUGGUCAGGUUGCUCUUAUUUUCCUUGUCGACCUCAUGGUUGCUCCAGUCACCCUUCCACUUCCGGAUGUCGUGAAGCUGUUGCAUGUUGUCGUUAUUCUUUGGGACCACUAUACUCUUACUGUGCAAGAGCAGGCUAGAGAGAUGCUUGUUCAUCUCAUUCACGAGCUCAUUGCCGCCAAGAUCGAAGAUGAUGAACCCGCAGGGAGCCGGCAAUCUAUCGAGGACUUUGUGGAGUGCAUUCGCAGAAGCGACCCUAAAGUAGUUUGGGAGUAUGAGGACAGUCACGAUAAAGAGGAUGGCGAGGAUGACAGCCGUGUCCCAUCUUCAAUGGCUAGCGUUACUCACGCCGUUGUUGAUUUUUUCAGUCUUGCUUACGAGGGAAUCACCGAUCUAUGGGCAAAAGAAGCAUUGAACUGGGCGACUUCAUGCCCAGUACGGCAUCUCGCCUGCCGUUCUUUCCAAGUUUUCCGCUGCAUUUCGACAAGCUUGGACUCCAGAAUGCUUGCUGACAUGCUGGCUCGACUCUCAAAUACAAUUGCGGACGAGGAGGCAGAUUAUAGAACUUUCUCUAUGGAAAUUCUCACGACGCUCAAAAUCAUCAUUAGUUCUCGAGCACCUGCAGACCUGCUGCGAUAUCCGCAGCUUUUCUGGACGACAUGUGCCUGUCUGAACACUAUCCACGAGACGGAGUUUGUUGAGAGUGUUGGCAUGCUAGAGAAGUUUUUGGACAGGGUCGACAUGAGUGACCCGAUCGUAGUCGGGGAGCUUGUCAAGGGCCAGCCACCGAAGUGGGAGGGCGGUUUUGAUGGCAUCCAGAACUUGGUCUACAAAGGGCUAAAAAGUUCUCAAUCGCUCAACCGCACGCUGGAUAUUUUACAUCGCUUGAGCGGCCUUCCCAACAAUGAGCUCAUUGGCGACGGCAACCGGCUUUUGUUUGCUAUCCUGGCCAAUCUAUCCCAUUUCCUUCGCCAGUUCGAUCCAAACAUCGAUGAUCCAAAAACACUCGCCCGUGCCACGUUAUUGGCGCGCGUGGCCGAGGGUGAGGGAUGCCCGCGUCUUGCAGCUUCUCUCCUUGGCUUCGCCAAUGGGCAGUACAAGGCGGAGAAUGAUUUCUUAAGUCACAUCAUCACCGAAAUACGAUCCUAUUACUAUCCCCAACAGGAUUUUCAAAGCCUAGUCUUCCUCAUGGGCUUGCUCACGAACGCGACAGAUUGGUUCCGUGUUAAGGUCAUGAAAAUACAGUGUGCAGUGAUUCCCGAAGUUGACAUGCGGCGAUCUGAUGUGGCAAGUCAUGGCCCUGAUUUGAUAUCGCCCCUUUUACGCCUUCUACAGACCGAUCUUUGCCCUCAAGCUCUGCAAGUUAUGGACCAUAUCAUGACCGUUUCGGGCAAUCCUAUGGAGCGCCAUCAUAUUCGGAUGAGCAUGGCUUCAUCGACUUCAUCGAGGGCAAUCCGGAAAGAAUACGAGCGAAUCCAGAGUCUUUACGGGAUCCCAGAACCUACGGGGUGGUCUAUCCCGAUGCCGGCGGCCCAGUCAGCUGUUACACGACAUAAUGUCCACGCGGUAUUCUACACAUGUGCUGAAGUUGAUCGGGUAGAUGCGCAGGAACCUGUACCGUCCGAGGUUGAGUUCCACGCUGACGAUUACAAUGACAAUUUUUUCCCAAUGCGAGCCGAUACGAUGCAAUCGAUUGAGACGCAGACGGAUGGCAACAUUGGGGAUAUUGUGCAGAAACUGGAUAGUCUGGACGACUUCUUCGAGGACACAGAAUCAUCCCAUCCGACGCUUGAUGCUGUGCCUGAUAUGUCAUUACGUGGUUUCGCAGGCGGUUACGUGGAUUCCAACGCAAGUAUCUAUGACCAGCAAACCGCCCCGAUACUGCGAAAGUCGCUCGCGCGGACAGCCUCAACAUCCUCAUUUCAUAAUGGUCUCGUUGACUCUCGCCCUACAAAUAUGCGCUUUGACGGUGUUGGCUAUCAUACCGCCGGCACAUCGACACCUCAUCUAUCCACCCAAACGCUACGUCCAGUAUCUCAUACACGUUCUGUGACCUCACCGGUCAAUCACGUCUUUUCUCAAAGCUCGGCUGGUCCGCAGUUCUCUACUCCACCCACUGGAGUUCAUGAGCCCACCUUUUUCUCUGACGAUGAAAUGGAGGAUGGCUCAUUCGACUUUGAUGGACGCCUAAUGGUGAACAAGCACCCUGCGCACCCUUUGACCAGCCAAUCACGCAGCGCAACGGACGGCUCGUCGUCGCUCGAAUCGAUGAUCCGAAGUGGCAUGAGACGACUCACCGGAAGCACAGCAGCUGGUCGAGAUAAAGAGCGGCAGCGUGAAUUUGUCCGAGCUCAGCACCGAGCGAUGGCUCAGACUGUGGAUUCACCACGUGUGCCGAAGGUGCCGGCGGAAUACCUUGGAGGAUCUCCAAGUCAUCCAAGUUCACCGGGCCAGUAA